Helianthus annuus (common sunflower) is the source of this 2423-nucleotide messenger RNA. Its product is annotated as LEAF RUST 10 DISEASE-RESISTANCE LOCUS RECEPTOR-LIKE PROTEIN KINASE-like 1.4. Gene Ontology annotation, molecular function: protein kinase activity; polysaccharide binding; ATP binding. The transcript is spliced from 4 exons. Bases 87 to 2258 code for a protein of 723 amino acids. The record is from RefSeq and is a predicted model, not a curated record. Lineage: Eukaryota; Viridiplantae; Streptophyta; Magnoliopsida; Asterales; Asteraceae. Gene Ontology annotation, biological process: protein phosphorylation.
UUCAUUUUCAAGUCCUUUCAUUACUAAACCACCUUCCUCUCUACUUUAUUCUUUGUUCAUCAUCCAUUCAUCAAUUCCUCCCAAACAUGAAACCUCUUCUAGACCCGAGCCCCGCCCUAAUUGCCAUGACGGUGGUUCUAGCCACCGUCAUGCAUUUCCCGGCCCUCACGGGCCAGGAAACUCGGCCAUACGAUGCAUGUGACCAGUCGGCCGAGUGUGGAGAUAAGGAUUUCGAGUAUCCUUUUUGGGGGUUAGGCCGACCAGCACAUUGCGGCCACCCGAGUUUUCAGUUAACUUGCGAAUCUAACGUUCCACUGCUCGUUUUAGAUUCCGUAAACUAUCGGGUCAUAGAUAAGGAGAGCACUACACAUACAAUCACUAUUGCUAGAAAUGAUCUGUGGAGCACAAUCUGCCCUCAACAUCUCCGCAACACCACCUAUGACUCCACCCUUUUCAACGGCGAUAACUUUGGCCAGGAGGAUGUAUCUAUGUACUAUGGAUGCCAAGAUACUAAUAAUAUAACGCCUGGGAUAUGGUCGUUGGCGCCUGAUUAUCGAUUUGAUUGCAAUGUGAAUGAGCCUCAGAGUAAUAAUUAUUUUAUUACUACUAGUUCUGUUGUCGCUGAUAUCGCCAAUUUCUUGGCGCAAUGCAACAGUUCUAUCACUGUACCAGUGGGACGACGUUGGGCAAAUCGACUAGCAACUGUGGCUGCUACAGAUGAGGAUUUGAGACAAGCUUUGAAGGAUGGUUUCACUCUAGAGUGGAUGGUGAAUAACGAUGUAUGUGAUCGGUGUGAUCGAUCUGGUGGUCGAUGUGGGUCUAGCUCAAUUUCACCUGAUGAGUUUGUUUGCUAUUGUGCUAGUGGGAACUUCUCUGCAACUUGUAACAACGUUUUGGUCAAAAGUAAAGGAGGUGGUUCAAAGAGUAGUUCUGUGGGUAUAGUGCUUGGAAUUGUUGGAGGGGUUAUUGCUAUCGCUAUAGUCGGAUUUGUUAUCUUUGUCUGCCGACGAAGAAAAAAGCGUGCGAUCAAAGUAGCAUCACCUGCCCAAACCGAGACCAAAGCCAUUAUGACUGUUGCUGGUUCGAGCCAAGGGCUAACUAGUGACACGUCUAAUUUUACUUCCAGCAACCCUUCGUUUCCUUCGUCAAAAACAUCAAAAACAUCAAAAACAUCAGAAACUUCAGAAACAUCUAAAGAGUUUACAAAAAGCACAUAUUUUGGAGCUCAGGUUUUUACCUAUGAAGAACUAGAAGUCGCUACAGAUAACUUCAAUGAUUCAAGGCAACUUGGAGAUGGCGGUUUUGGAGCUGUGUACUUUGGUAAGCUUCUUGAUGGCCGAGAAGUUGCUGUCAAGCGUUUAUACGAAAACAAUUUCAAACGAGUCGAGCAAUUCAUAAACGAAGUCAGGAUCCUCACAGGGUUAUAUCAUGAAAACUUGGUAAAAUUAUACGGGUGCACCUCAAAACGAAGUAAAGCUCUUCUUCUAGUUUAUGAAUACAUUCCCAAUGGCACAAUAGCUGAUCAUCUUCAUGGAAAACUUGCAAACACGAGCUCGAGUUUGUUUUCAUGGUCCAUUCGCCUCAACAUUGCCAUACAAACAGCUGAUGCACUUGCAUAUCUCCACAAAUCAGGAAUCAUUCACCGCGACGUGAAAACCAACAACAUUUUAUUAGACAAAAGUUUCCAAGUAAAAGUUGCUGAUUUCGGGCUAUCAAGACUAUUUGAAAAUGUUACACAUGUUUCCACUGCCCCACAAGGGACCCCUGGCUAUGUUGAUCCCGAAUACUACCAAUGCUACCAGUUGACAGAUAAAAGUGAUGUUUAUAGUUUUGGGGUUGUCUUGGUGGAGCUCAUAUCUUCGUUACCAGCGGUUGAUACCAGCAGGCAUAGGCUUGACAUAAACCUGGCUAAUAUGGCUGUGACUAAGAUUCAAAACCAUACGUUGAGCGAGUUGGUUGACAAGAGUAUUGGGUUUGAAACAAAUGAUUUGGUGAGGAGGAUGACCACUUUGGUGGCUGAGCUGGCUUUUAGGUGUCUUCAACAUGAUAAGGAUAUGAGGCCCACAAUGAAAGAAGUGGUUGAAACUUUAAAAGGGAUUCAGAAUGAUGAUUUGAAUGCUCAAAAACCAGAAGUGCUUGAUAUUAUGGUGGAUGAUGGUGGUAUGUUGAAGGGUAAUAACACAGAACCGACAUCACCGGACUCUGGGGUUAGUAACAUAGUGGUUGGCAGUUCUGCACCAAAUUCUUCUGAUGGUUGAUCGGACUUACUUGGAUAUGGAAAUACUAUUUUCUUGUUGUUUAUUUAGAGUGUUGUUGUAUGAGAACACAUGAUAGCAAGUUGUAAAGAGAAAGUGAACACUAAAUUCUUAGACGUACUAAAAUCAUAAUCCUCUGCUUUCAGAGUGUAUCUAUUUUUUUCUGUA